AUGUCGUCUUGGAACCCUCAGCCUGCAGGUUUGCAGGAGAUUCUGUCGACCAUUCAUGAAUCAACAGACAUGAACGUCACUGUCCAGCGAAAUAUCACCCAAAAACUCAACUCUUUCACCCGUGUCCCAGACUACAUAGCCUAUCUGGCCCACAUCUUGACAGCGAUGCCACAAGAAGAAGAACGAAUUAGAACGAUAGCCGGUUACCUUUUAAAAAACAACGCACGUCUCAUCCUCAGCUCAUCUCCAGAAGUGGCCCAGUAUGUUAAGGCCGCCGUGCUCCGCGCCUUUGAUGACGGGUCUGUGAUGAUUCGAAAUGCCGCUGGUCAAGAUAUCGUAUCCUUCCUUGGAGUCCUUGAACCCAGAAACUGGCCAGAGUGUUUAUCUCAGUUGGUGAACAUGUUGGACCUUUCCGAUCUGGAUAAGCAAGAGGCCGCGUUCAACGUAUUGGAGAAAGCUUGCGAGGAUUAUCCGCGAAAACUGGACGUAGAAAUCGGUGGAACGCGACCUCUAGACUUCAUGAUCCCCAAAUUUCUCUCCCUUGCAGACCACCCAUCGUCCAAGAUGCGUUCGCAUGCAGUCGCUUGCCUUUCGUAUUUUGUUCCUGUGAACUGUCAAUCUCUCUUUCUUCAUAUCGAUUCGUUCAUCGCUUGUUUGUUCAGACGAGCUUCCGACGAUGACCCUUCGGUCCGUCGACACGUAUGUCAAGCUCUUGUUUUGCUGCUCGCUGCACGGCCAGAAAAGCUAAUGCCCGAGAUGGACCAUGUGGCCGAGUACAUGCUUUACUCCACAAAGGACAAGAAUGAGAAUGUUGCCCUCGAAGCAUGCGAAUUUUGGUUGACGUUUGCUGAGGACGUUGAACUGGCCCCAUUCCUACAGCCUCUACUUGGCAAGGUUGCCCCAGUCUUGUUGGACUGCAUGAUCUACGGCGAAGACGAUUUGCUAUGGCUCGAAGGUGACGCUGAAGAUGCUGAAAUUCCUGACAAAGAGACGGAUAUCAAGCCUCGCCACUAUGGUAGCAAGUCACACGGGUACGAGCGGGACGCGAAUGGUGAGCCCACUGAAGCCCCGAAAGCUCGCAUCGGUGCGUACGGUGAGGAGACUAUUGACUCCGACGAGGAUGAUGAUUAUCUGGAUGACGACGAAUUUGUGGACGAGAUGUCCACUGAAUGGAAUCUUCGCAAGUGCGCUGCGGCUGCACUUGAUGUCCUCGCUGUCAGGUUUAGCGGCGAUUUACUUAAUGUAUUGCUGGCUCCUUUGAAAGACAAAUUAUGGAGUAAUGACUGGCUGCAGAGGGAGAGUGGUAUUCUCGCACUUGGUUGUAUUGAAGCGAUCGAGCCUCACUUGCCAACUCUCGUUCCGUACCUCAUUAACACUCUUAAUGAUUCGAAGCCUCUUGUCAGGUCAAUCACUUGUUGGACGCUCGGGCGUUAUGCGAGUUGGACUACACAACCCAUUUCAGACGAACACAAGCAAAAAUACUUCAUACCUACAAUGGAAGGACUUUUGCGCAUGGUCCUCGAUAAUAACAAACGGGUUCAAGAAGCGGGAUGUAGUGCGUUUGCGACUUUGGAAGAAGAUGCUGGGAUAGAACUUGCGCCGUAUCUCGAGCCGGUCUUGCGCAAUUUGGUCUUCGCCUUCGACAAGUAUCAGCACAAGAAUAUGCUAAUCUUAUAUGACGCCGUUGGAACCUUAGCUGACGCCGUUGGGCGCGAGCUUUCCAAUCCGACAUACGUUGAAAUCCUAAUGCCUCCGCUCACUAAUCGUUGGGCGAAGCUGAAAGACGAUGAUAUUGAUUUGAUACCACUACUCGAGUGCCUGGCCUCAGUAACAAUUGCUAUGGGACAAGCCUUUCUUCCAUAUGCACCUCCAGUCUUCGAGAGAUGUUGUUCCAUCAUACACACCUCACUUCUUCAGUACCAGCAAUUUCAACAGAACCCUGAACUCGACGAACCAGACAAAUCGUUCCUAGUAGUGGCACUGGAUCUUUUGUCGGGCCUUACUCAGGGCCUAGGCAUGGCGCUGGAAGUGCUCAUCAACCAGAGCCAACCAAAUUUAUUGACUCUACUCACAGUUUGCUUGAAGCAUCCGCAAGCUCCUGUUCGUCAGUCUGCGUAUGCUCUCGUUGGUGACAUGGCCAUGGGUUGCUUCAGUAUCUUGAGGCCCUUCAUGCCUGGUAUCAUGUCAGAAUUGAUCUUGCAGUUGGACCCGGAGCCGAAAGUUGAAUUUGUCAGUGCAUCAAACAAUGCAGCAUGGUCUGUUGGAGAAGUUGCAUUACGCUACGGACGAGAUGAUGCCGAAUUUCAACAAUGGGUGAACCCACUCAUUUCGAGGUUAAUCCCGAUCCUUCUUCAUCCCAAGGCACCUCGAAGCUUGCACGAGAAUGCGGCUGUAUCAAUAGGACGUAUCGGCCUCAUGCAUCCUGGCAUUGUUGCGCCACAUCUUCCUGAAUUCGCCCAAGCUUGGUGUCAGGCACUUUAUGAAAUCCGGGAUAACGAAGAGAAGGACUCGGCAUUCCGCGGGUUGUGUACCAUGGUACAAGCAAAUCCAGCUGGUAUUGCGAAGAGUUUACUUUGGUUCUGUAACUCAAUCGUCCGGUGGAAUCAGCCAUCGCCGGAACUCAAUAAUAUGUUCCAGACGCUGUUACAAGGCUUUAAGCAGCACGACGAAGCCGGGUGGGCUGCUCAAGUUGCAGCGUUUCCCCCCGUCAUUCAAGAACGGCUUGCUACACGAUACGGAGUUUAA
Messenger RNA from Lentinula edodes (shiitake mushroom), 2745 nucleotides. Its product is annotated as transportin-PC. The coding region runs from base 1 to 2745 and encodes 914 amino acids. The record is from RefSeq and is a predicted model, not a curated record. Gene Ontology annotation, molecular function: nuclear import signal receptor activity. Lineage: Eukaryota; Fungi; Basidiomycota; Agaricomycetes; Agaricales; Omphalotaceae. The transcript is spliced from 9 exons. Gene Ontology annotation, biological process: protein import into nucleus. Gene Ontology annotation, cellular component: cytoplasm; nucleus.